ACGGUUUAAAACUUCCAUUUAACUACAUUACCCACAAUGCAACAACUGGUGUGGUUUGUAGUCGCUCUCGCGGGCUUUGUUUUGAUAUGGCGGCAGGCUUCGAAACUUCUCUGUGUUAUGCUACUAUAACGAACACUUUCACUCAAGUAACGCCGCUUUUCGCUUAUGUUACAGCGAGCCCUGCCUGAGACUGCGCGAUCAUCAUGUCAUCUCCAGCCGGGCUUCAGUACUCCCAGGCAGCAGAGUUCUUAGCUCGGUGGAUGCCAAGUAGCUCCAGAGCCGGGGUAAUCCUCAACCCCUGCCCGGACUUGGCUGGCUCCUUGCGACACAUCCCCGCCGUGGGAUCCCAGCCCCUGGAGCCAGACGACUCAUUUGCCUCGGACUUUGCCCCUCUGCCCGCCUCCGCAGACAGCAGCUGUCUUGGUGUGGAUGGCUUUGCCCGGUCACCUGGUGGAGAGAGGGCUGGAGCUGACAGGCCAGUAAACGGACUGUCCUCUGUAGCUCAGAGAAAUUCAGAUGGAGAGUUGGACAGUUUGGAUGAGAUGACGAGCAAAUCACAGGAUCUGUCCCUAAUGAUGAAGCUUGAACAGUUGAGGAAAUGGCAGCAGCACAUGCAGGAGCAGCUAAAAGCCCAUCAAUUGGAGGAGCUGCUUCGCCUCCAGAAGGAGCAGCAGAGGCUGCUGGGAAGGAUGAAUGGAUCUGAAGACUGCACAGGAGAUCACACAGAUAGUUCGGGGCUGUCAAGAGCAGAAUGGAGGGAGAACUCACUCCAAGAAGCCUAUCAUUACACAGAGAGCCUAAACAGCCCCACCAUAAGUUGCACUGGGGUCCCACAGGGCUCCACCUCUGGACAGGAACAAGAGCACUCACCAGCAGGGAAGCAGGAGCGGCUUGCAAGAGGUCAAGAUUAUGAGGAGGUUGAGAAUGAGAAAGAUGGCACAAGGAACUCAAGAGAAGAUGAUGAGGAACAGAGUGGCGAUACUAGUCAGUUUCAUGAGCAUGAUGAUACGUUUAUACCAAGUAAUAGCGUAGCUUUGGCUGAAGACUACAGCAGAAAAGGAGUUGAAGUCUUCCAUGACAGGCCUAUAAUGCCGGGUAUUGGGGGUCAGAAGAAGACGUUUGAUGAGUUGUUGGAGGAGCAGCUGAGGCUGGAGGAGCAGAGGCUGAAGUCUGCCCGGCAACAGCAGAGCCAAGAUGGAGCUGUUGCUGUACAAGCUCCUCCUAAGAGGGCCUUUCUGAAGCGAGGCGAGGGCCUCUCAAGAUUUACCAAUAACCGCAAAGCCUCGUUACCAAAAACGGAGGUGAAGAAGGAUCCCAAACCACAACAACCCCAGGCCAGAGUAAUCUGCCGCAGCAACUCAGAGCCUGCAGCCAUCCAGAGAGGAGGCACAAAUAGUGUCCAGCGGCUUCCUGUCCAACGUAAAACCGCCACACUCAACAAGGAAAACCGACUGAAAGAUGUCAGUUUGCCUGCUCAGGACAUCAGAGUUGAUAAUAAAGCAGCACGGAUGAAGGUUUUAGGUAGUCAUCAAAGACAGAACACAGAAGGACCAGAGUCUGUUCAAACAGACCCAGAGGGUAGACCAACCAAACAAGUGGGUAAAGUAAUGGCACAGAAUAAUAGGAAAGUAGGUCUGUCAGCUCAGGCCGUGAGGAACCCUGGUCCCAACACGCAGCCAAACCCUGUAACCAAACAGGUGGGCAUGUUAAGAGGGCCAGAGAAGGCUGAAGGCGAUGAUGCCGCUUGUGGUUCAGGAGUGGAAUCAGGAGGAGGAGGAGAUGGAGUUCCCCAGGAUUCGUUCGAGUUGUCGUUUCAGGAGAAGCUCCAGCGUUGGGAGUGUGACCGGCAGGUGGAAAACAUGGAGCUGGGAGAGUUUGAGCUGCUGGAGCAAGCGGCCGAGGAGCUGUCCUUCUCGUCCAACUCCUCUUUUGUCAUGAAGGUUCUUCAGAUGGACAAGCUGCAGGCUGCCAUGGGGCUACACCCUCGACGGCUUUCUUCUACCCCCAUCAAGUCACCCCCAAGAGGUGCACUACAGAGGUGCUACAGUGUUGGUAGUAGUGGUGGCUUGGCCUAUAAAGGCAGUUCCAUGAACUCAGAAGCUGGUGUGAUGAAGAUAAGAGACGAUGCACUCCGGAAUAAAGUGAGUGUUGAGGAUAAGGAGGAACAGGACAGUGGGAGGGAAGAUGAGCACGAGAGCUCUGCCGUUUCAUCCUGUGGUGGCUCUGAAUUUGAAGAUCAGGAAGUGGCGGGAAACCCACCAUUUCCCAGCACCCACUGCUUUCCUGCACAGUCAAAUCAGCCAUAUGACAAACGGUCGUAUCAGGACGAGGACAGUUGCAGGGAUUCAGACGUGACACAAGUAGACGAUGGGGAGACGGACAGCAUCCUCAGCAAUACUGAUGAGUCCACUCUGAUAGAGGAGAAAGACGGGCAGCAGGGUAGAGUUGUGUUUGACGACAACGACACGUGGAACGACCUGGAGGACAUCGCAGUCGGCACAGCCAGUGACUGUAGAGGAGUUUGUCCAGUGUCCAAGGCAACAGUCAAUGGAGUCUCACCACCACAGCGGACUCUGCUAAGGAAGGUGGCAGUGAGCAAAGUUGUGGAGCUGGAUAAAGGCACGGUCAUUGGUUCAGCUAAUCAGGAGCCUGUUGCUCAUCCUCCAGCCUCCCAACUCAUGACAAAGUUGUUCCCCUUGCUGAAGCCAAAGGCCCAGAAUGCACCUCUCCCUCCCCCUCCUGCUGCUUCUGUUGCUCCUGAAUCCAAAAAGCCAGAGGAGGAGACAGGUCAGCAGGUCCAGUCUAGACUGCUGAGGGAGAGACUGGUUGAGCUGGAGAUUGAGAUCGAGAGAUUUAGGAAGGAGAAUGCUGCCCUCACCAAACUCAGACAGGAGAAUGAGAAAACCCAGGAAAAUCUCAGGAAGGAGCGUUUGGAGUUUGAGAAGAUGAAAUCNGAGGAGCUGGCCAAGUUUGAGGAGCACAAGAAAGAGGAGAACAGGAAGUUGCAGAAGGAGCGCAAACUGUUUGAGAAGCAUGUAGCGGCUGCCAGAGCCAUACCUGACAAGAAGGAACGAGAGGAAAUCCAGGCGUUGAAGCAGCAGCUAAGCUCCCUGCAGGAGGAGCUGAGGGGGAGGGAAAGUCGCUGGGCCUCCACACACAGCCGGCUGCGGCAACAGAUUGACUCCCUCAAUGAGGAGAACAGUUCUCUCCGGGACGAGAUCCAUAUGUUGGAAAAGCUCCGUCUCAGUGCCUGGAAGAAAAACCCUGUCAAUGCAGAGAAGGACAAAGAGACGAAAGAUGUUCCCAGAAUAUUUGAAAACAGUGUGCCACCUGUGACCAAAGGAGUGAAAUUUGCUAGUCCUCUAGACUCCAGAGCAGGCAGCAGCAUCAGCCCUCCACUGAGCAGCACUGCUGCCAGCAAAUGGAGCUCCAGGGAGGUCAGUCAGGGGGCUACAGCAGGGAUAAAGAGCAGCUUGAGGAAGCCACCCGGGCCGGGACGCUCGUCCACAUCCUCCUCUUCUUCAUCGCCUGGCAGGAGGACAGAGGAGAGGUCAGCACCCGCCAGCAAGAGCCAGGACAAACCACCAAACCAAGAACACUGGCACAACUGCUCUCUGAAAGGAGAUUCUCCGCCCAUAGAACCAGAUUGCAGUGAGGCAGAAGAGCCAGAAUCAGCUCAGGUUAUCACACACCCUGAUGGGAAGAUAGAGAAGGUUCUGGCCGGUGGCGAUCGCCUUAUUGCCUUCCCCAACGGGACCAGGAAGGAGGUUUCAGCAGACGGACUGACGGUCAAAGUCACCUUUUUCAACGGAGACACCAAACAGAUCACAGCCGACCAGAGAGUGAUCUACUACUACGCUGAAGCCCAGACGACACACAUCACCUACCCAGAUGGCGUGGAGGUCCUGCACUUUCCGAAUAACCAGACUGAAAAGCAUUUCCCAGAUGGACGUAAGGAAAUCACCUUUCCAGACCAGACGGUCAAGAACCUGUUCCCCAACGGCAGGGAGGAGAGCGUGCUAACAGAUGGGACCAUCAUACAAGUCAACCCGGACGGGACCAAAGAGAUCCACUUCAACACAGGCCAGAAGGAGAUCCACGCAGCAGACUACAAGAAGAGGGAGUACCCAGACGGCACUGUGAAGACGGUGUACACAGACGGCAGGCAGGAAACGCGCUACCCCAAUGGACGGCUCAGGAUCAAAGACAAAGAUGGCAACGUCAUCCUGGACAACAGGGCGUAGAAACGUCUCAAGUCUACAUUCAUACAACUGAUUCCUAUAGACCAGUCGCAAAAAGUCUCUGACAAAGCAGAAACUCAUUUGACUCUAAUGUGCUUCAAACAUCCAAGGCAAAGCUACAGUUGAUACUCCACAGUAGAUGAGCUUGAGGAAGUCAUAAGCCUUUUAAAUAUUUUUUAUUUAUUUAUGCAUUCAACAUGUUAAACCUCAAGUCAUUGGAUACACACAAUUUUUUUUUUAACUAGGAACUUGUGUUAUUUGGAAGAAUACUCCACAGGGCAGCUUCAGUGUUUCAGUGAUGCAACAUGUUUUGUGUCUAAAACAGGCAUCUGAAAUUAAUCCUUUAGUCUUGCUAGACCAAUCUUUUCUUUGUGUCAGGAUAUUUCUGGCAACUGAUCUACCAGAUUCCCUUAUAAAUCUGAAUAUUUGAAUUCAUAUUGUUUACAUUUUCAGUAAAAGCCUAGGAAUAAUGAAAUGCUGCACAGAAACAAAACAUCGCCUGUUUAGUACAUUCAAGUAGAACUACGUGUGUGUGAGAGAGGUUUUUACAACUAUUUUAAUUUGUAAAAAUGUUAAAUACAUAUUUAUUUUCUUA
Messenger RNA from Micropterus dolomieu (smallmouth bass), 4836 nucleotides. It is a transcript of the gene cpap, whose product is annotated as centromere protein J. The coding region runs from base 204 to 4244 and encodes 1346 amino acids. NCBI's taxonomy places the organism in Eukaryota, Metazoa, Chordata, Actinopteri, Centrarchiformes, Centrarchidae. Gene Ontology annotation, molecular function: tubulin binding. Gene Ontology annotation, biological process: cilium assembly; centriole elongation. Gene Ontology annotation, cellular component: centriole; centrosome; nucleus. The record is from RefSeq and is a predicted model, not a curated record. The transcript is spliced from 20 exons.